GCCUGAGAAGCGGCAGCGCGACGCAGAAGGAGGUCAUCAUCCUCGGGGGCUCCGGUAGACAACCUUUGCUGGUGGCCUACCUGAAGGAUGGAGGGCUUUCGCUCCACUCGAUGGGGGCGAACUCAAUGGUUGUGGAGUCACCACGCGCGGUGGUACUCCCCGGCAGGUCUCCCCACAACUUCGAGAUCCUCGACCGCGACUUUAAGAGCUAUGGUGAGUUGGAGAGCAUCUCUGGCCGGAUGACCUUGCGGUGCAACGGGCAGCCCGUGCUUUUGAUUGACGAGAUGCCGGAAGAGUUGGGCUACAACGCCUCUCAGUUGGAUGGUCGCACCUUAGCCACGGGGCGCCUGGCCCCGGAGGUGCCUGCUCAUGUGCUCCAGAAGUUGGGCGGCGAAGCCUGGCGGCUGCGCGUGGUCGCAGGCUGUGAUGCCAUUGUGGUGCUGUCAACGAUGUUGACGGCCAUGCUCAUCAAGACUCAGAGGUUCCGGUCAGGGAGCAUCACUCCGUCGGCGCCGGGCACCAGCGCCACGCCCUCCAUCCGCGUGUCGCAGGUCCGGUAAGUGACCCGAGCGACCGGCUCCGCUCCCGUUGGUUCAACGGUCCAGCCAUCUUCCGAGAAGAUCUGAGGCCAAAGAAGAUUCACUGUCCCAAUGACAUUCCUGGUAGAACUAUGUACCUAGAGGUCCCAAAAGGUUGC
Messenger RNA from Durusdinium trenchii, 697 nucleotides. The record is from the annotation of a GenBank genome assembly. NCBI's taxonomy places the organism in Eukaryota, Dinophyceae, Suessiales, Symbiodiniaceae.